AUGACGUCCGCUGAUUGGGGACAUGACAUUCCCUUAGUAUACGCCUCCAUCCCCGAAACCUAUGCCCUCAUCAAACCUCACAUCCACCAAACCCCCGUUCUCACUAGCACCUCCCUCAACGAGUACGCCUCAACGCCCCGCACGCCCGAGGAACUGGCCGGCACGGAAUGGGCUGAUCCGUCACACGUGCCUGCAAAGCCUAAGAUCCGGCUGUAUUUCAAGUGCGAGAACUUUCAGAGAAUCGGGGCAUUUAAGGCACGGGGAGCGUUCCAUGCUGUGGAGAGACUCAAAAGGGAGGAGGGGUGGUUGGACAAUGGGGGACGGGAGAAGGGGGUUGUUACGCAUAGUUCGGGGAACCACGCCCAAGCGGUAGCCCUCGCAGCCCGCGAGGCCGGCAUCCCAGCACAUAUCAUCAUGCCUUCAAACGCCAACCCCGUUAAAGUAGCCGCCACAAAAGCCCUCGGCGCAAACGUGAUCUUCUCCGGUCCCACAGCCGCCGAACGGGAGAAAGUCACUGCCGAAAUUCUCGCCCGGCUGAAUGGAGAAGCUCCUGAGGCUCAGGAGGCCAACUAUAGCUUUACCCCUGACUCUACAGCAGAGUCUGGUGCUUCCCAGCAGGAUAAGAAGACACAACCAAAGAAGGCCACAGCCACAGGCACAGCUACGGCAAGGCUAAUCCCCCCCUACAAUCACCCCCUCACCAUCCUCGGUCAGUCCACAGUCGCCUACGAACUCCUUCAGCAACUCUCCCCGUCCCUCCAACCCCACGCGAUCAUCACCCCCUCGGCGGAGGCGGCCUCCUCUCUGGCACCGCCCUAG
Messenger RNA from Thermochaetoides thermophila DSM 1495, 819 nucleotides. RefSeq names its product threo-3-hydroxyaspartate ammonia-lyase-like protein. The transcript is spliced from 2 exons. NCBI's taxonomy places the organism in Eukaryota, Fungi, Ascomycota, Sordariomycetes, Sordariales, Chaetomiaceae. The record is from RefSeq and is a predicted model, not a curated record. Gene Ontology annotation, molecular function: threonine racemase activity; pyridoxal phosphate binding; ATP binding. Gene Ontology annotation, biological process: pyruvate biosynthetic process; D-serine biosynthetic process; L-serine metabolic process. The coding region runs from base 1 to 819 and encodes 272 amino acids.